UGUAUAUGAGUCGAAUCGGCUCUUUCGAGGCCUUCCUUCCAUGUUCUUAGUCUUCUCAUUCCUUGUGCCGUUGCCGUGGUAUUCGUGCCCGUAGUCAAAGUCACUGCUGAUGCCGGGAAAAGCCAAGCACGCAGCGCUUGAAGCUAUCCGCAUUCAAACCAGUCGCAGCUUUCAUCCUCGCCACCAGCACACUCUGCUAUUUUCAAGAGGUUCUGUCAUUGAAAAAUCCAUUCAUCGCAUCAUAAACUUUGUCCAUGGUUUUUUAAUUCGCGCUUCAAUUCUUCAAGUGCGGAGUUCAGGCGCCGACCUCUGCGUCAGCAGAGUCGAUGUCGUGUCGAUCUGCCCGUCGGCCACCCUUCCACGCGGGAUUGGCCAACCCCUUGAACAUGAAACAAAACACAAAUUCAUGUGCAUCGGGUUCUCCUUGCGGCCAAAUGUUGAUGCCACUGCCGCUGGUUGCUUACCAGAAGCUUCAGAAUAUGGCUUGAGCAGGGAUUUAUACACCGCCAUCCUCCUACUCCCAAUCUUAACACGAACUCCGGACUAUUUCCCCCCUGAAGAGUCAAUGUCAUUCAAUCUCUCCUUAUUUUCAUAGUGGUCUGUUAGCUGUCGUGAUGGUACUCCGUUCAACACGGGUCUCGUUCUUGCGAUCAGCAUCAGCCAGACGGAGGAUUCAACCAGCCACCAUCCUGCCUCAAUCCCGAGGUCUCCAGCGGGCAACUGA
This is a messenger RNA of Canariomyces notabilis, 724 nucleotides long. RefSeq lists its product as uncharacterized. Lineage: Eukaryota; Fungi; Ascomycota; Sordariomycetes; Sordariales; Chaetomiaceae. The transcript has 2 exons. The record is from RefSeq and is a predicted model, not a curated record. The coding region runs from base 110 to 595 and encodes 161 amino acids.